CACCACCUUACAAAGUUUUUUUCCAAAAGAAGCGACCAUGGCGCAAACCGGAAGCGACGUAACUUCGGCAACGCCAACGGCAGACCCAUGGGAAUGAAAUCCCGCCCCUCGGCUAGCUGUGUUUAGCUUGUUAGCACCUCCUAUAUUAUAAGCUAACUAAUUUGGUUUUCCCUUCACCUAUUUCUGAACAUUUUAAACACACUGCAAUUCUGAACUGGAUGCCAGAAACCUGAACACCUCACUAUACAAGUGACCUUGUGUGAAUCCACCGACAUGUCUGAGGCCGUGGUGAUGGAGCCCCCCAGAGCAGACGGCUUCCUGGAGUCGUCCUGCGGUGUGGGAGACAGCGCAGCCUCCCUCGAUGACUGCAUCGUGGACACAGCAAACGAGUCGUCAGAGGAAGAUUCCGCGGGGGAAAAGGAAGAGGAGAUUGGUCAACAUAAUGAAGUUACCUGCAGCACCAAGACAACAGAGGUCCCUGCUGAACACACCUCAAACGCACAAACAGUGAAAACCCAGCGCCCAAGCUCCCUGGCGGUGCCAGCAGCAGGAGAGCCUGGCCUGUGGACAUCACAGGGCGAUGCAGAGGUAAAACUGAGGAUGGGGGAAUCUGGUGUGGCUGCUGAGACCCCUCUGACCGUCAACCAGAUGUUCACCGCAACUGUGGAGCGAUUUGGUGACUACAAAGCUCUGAGCUGGAAAGAUGGCGAGCAGCAGAAGAGCCUGACCUACAGAGAAUACUACCAGUCCUGCCGCACUGCUGCCAAGAGCUUCAUGAAGCUUGGUUUGCAGCGCUACCAUGGCGUCGGCAUCCUGGGCUUCAACUCCGCCGAGUGGUUCAUCGCUGACAUUGGAGCCAUUCUGGCAGGUGGGUUUGCUGUGGGCAUCUAUACCACCAACUCUCCUGAGGCGUGCCAGUAUGUUGCAGAGAACUGCAAGGCCAACAUCAUCGUAGUGGAGAACCACAAACAGCUGCAGAAGAUCCUUCAGGCCGAAGACAAGCUGCCACACUUGAAAGCCAUUAUCCAAUACAAAGAUGCACUGAAAGAGAAGAGACCAAAUCUGUACUCAUGGGCCGAGUUCAUGGAGCUCGGACGUGAAGAGCCCGACGAACCCCUCGACGCGAUCAUCUCCAGCCAGAAGCCCAACCAGUGCUGCAGCCUCAUCUACACCUCAGGAACCACAGGCCAGCCCAAAGGAGUCAUGCUCAGCCAUGAUAAUAUUACGUGGACUGCGCUCUCCACCAGCCGCCAUGUGCAUCUUACAGACGCUACUCUGGCACAGGAGGUGGUGGUCAGCUACCUGCCACUCAGCCACAUCGCCGCCCAGAUGGUCGACAUGUGGAUCACCAUGAAGGUCGGAGGGAUGACGCACUUCGCUCAGCCAGAUGCACUGAAGGGCUCUCUGGUGAACACAUUGAAGGAGGCUCGUCCCACAGCCUUCAUGGGUGUCCCACGAGUGUGGGAGAAGAUGCAGGAGAAGAUGAAGUCUGUUGGAGCCAAGUCUUCGACUGUGCGCAGGAAGGUGGCUGCCUGGGCCAAAGAUGUCGGUCUGCAGACUAACCUGACCAAGAUGAAUCAAAGCGCGGCAGCUGGCCGCACACCUUUCAGCUAUCAAAUAGCCAAAAAGCUUGUGUUCAAGAAGGUGCGUAAGGCCCUGGGCCUGGACCGCUGCAGCAAGUGCUACACAGGCGCCGCUCCCAUCACCAAAGACACCCUGGAGUUCUUCCUCAGCCUUGAUAUUCCUCUGUACGAACUGUACGGCAUGAGCGAGAGCAGCGGACCUCACACCAUCUCCAGCCCUGAAGCCUUCAAGCUCACCAGUUGUGGUAAAGAAAUCCCAGGGUGCAAGACAAAGCUGCACAACCCGGACGAGGAGGGAAACGGCGAAAUCUGCUUCUGGGGCCGUCACGUCUUCAUGGGUUACCUCAACAUGCCCGACAAGACAGAGGAGGCUCUUGAUGCAGAGGGCUGGCUGCACUCUGGUGACCUCGGCAAACACGACAAGAAGGGAUUCCUCUUCAUUACUGGAAGAAUCAAAGAGCUGAUCAUCACAGCAGGAGGAGAAAACAUCCCUCCCGUUCCGAUCGAGGAUGCGGUGAAGGAGGCAGUGCCGCUGAUUAAUAACGCCAUGCUGAUCGGAGACAAGAGGAAGUUUCUGUCCAUGCUGCUCACCAUUAAAUGUCAGGUAAACGCAGAGUCAGGGGAACCCGAGGAUGAGCUGACAGCAGAAGCUGUCGAGAUCUGCCGGAAGCUGGGCAGCAACGCCACAAAAGUCUCUGAGCUCGCAGGCGGACGAGACCGGGCCGUCCACACCGCCAUCCAGGAGGGAAUUAACCGGGUCAACGAGAAUGCAACCUCCAACGCUCAGCGUAUUCAGAAGUGGAUCAUUCUGGAUCGGGACUUCUCCGUCACAGGAGGAGAGCUGGGCCCUACCAUGAAGCUGAAGCGUCCAGUGGUGGCGAAGAUGUACAAGGAGCAGAUCGAGAACUUUUAUAAGGAGCUCGCAACUCCAACGACCCCCGACGCCCCGCUGCCUCCGAAGUAAAGCAGCUCCUCCACCUGCAGGGAGAUCCAGACCGUCUCCGCCUCAUUUAUCCAGCCUCUCCCUGCUGCCGUUCGUCUCUUAUACAAACAGUUUGGUUGCCUUAAUUUUUUCGGUCAUUCUGUCCUGGUUUACAUUUAUGGGCGCUGUACAAAAGAGAAGCAUAAACAUGAGAAGCCAUUGUACAAUAGCUUUAUGAUUUUGAAGAAAAAGUUCUAUUUAUUUGGAUGAACAACGGAUAGAUGAAGUAGCCGCAGCUGUGUGUCGAGGAAAUAGUUUAUUGCACUGCUUUUACUUGAGAUAAAGAAAUGGAGAAUCCAAAAGAAUACGAGUUCAUAGGAUGUUUUAAAAUGAGUAAUUUGUGUUUUGUUUUUUUGUGAACAUUUUAUUUAUUUUUCAGUUUGCCAAAGUUUAUGUGGGCCAAAUGAGCUUCAUGAAAUUCAGCAAUCCUGUCAAGAUGUUUACUAGCCUUUUUACACAUCUUUGGUCUUUCUCUCAUCUUUGUCAACCUGGUUUUAAGCUAAAUAUUAAUAAUCACUUAUUUUGUACGUGUUCAAUAAGUCCCAGGUGUGUUGAAAUCUAUCUCGUAGUGAAGCAUCCAAAUUUAGUUUUUCCAUGCUGUGAAAAAACAUGUCAUUGAAGCCAUAUCUAUCGCCUUUUGUAACUGUAAAGUCAGUGAAGCCUGCACACCUGCCUGGUCCUGUUGUUGAAAUGUUUUCCAACAGUCCUUCUGUGUGUAGACCUGCUGUGUUUUGUAUGUAAUAUUGUAAAUAUGUUCUGCCUACAUCUUCAUCUUCCACUCGUCUUCAUUUAAUUUUCAUUAUUCUUCGGUUGAUCUUUCUGCCAUUUAUUCAGCAUUUACGCGUCAUUAUUUGCACUCAAAUGUGGAGAAAGUGUAGCAGGUAUGGAGAAUGUACAUACGUCAGAUGAUAUGUGGGUUUACUGCAAAUAUAUCAACUGCAUAAGAGUUGUCUCUAUUGGGCUGACACAUGUAUAAAUGUUCAGAUGGUUCGAGGUUCUGAUCCGCGCCUGUCGCCUCCUUGAAGACAUUUCAUCUUCAAAAUAAAACACUCUAAAGGAAAUAAAGAGAAGUCCAAAGAGCUGAUCUUGUGUAUGAAGUAAUUGUAUAUAGGCAUAUUGUAGGUAUUUGUAGCACUCUGAGCGUUCAAAGUGAAGGCUCAGUUUGAAGAAAUUAAAGUUCAGGAUUAGAGCGGAGCAGUUUCGCUGGUGUGUGUGUGUGUGUGUGCGCGUGUAUAGAUAAAUAGGGAAAUGAUGGCGAUUCAGUGUGUCAGGGUGAGUGAGUUUCAACUCCAUGAAGCCAAUAAUAUGCAUCAUCUGAACAUUGAACCGCCUCUAACAUGAAGAUUUUGUGUCCAAGAAGUACAAAAGAACCAAUAUUAUUUGAGUGUUCAAACAGUUCAGCGAGAGCUCACAAGACCCCCGACAGAAAACUGGAGUUACCUGACCCUAAUAAGGUGUUAUUAUUGUGAACUAUAUCAGGGUUGAAAGAUUGAAAUAUGCAUGAUGCCACAGGAGAGAAGUGAAGCUGCCCUGUGUGUGUUUGAUCAGUUAUGGAAUAAAAGUUGAUGAAGCUGA
Messenger RNA from Acanthopagrus latus (yellowfin seabream), 4140 nucleotides. It is a transcript of the gene acsbg2, whose product is annotated as acyl-CoA synthetase bubblegum family member 2. The record is from RefSeq and is a predicted model, not a curated record. The transcript is spliced from 15 exons. Lineage: Eukaryota; Metazoa; Chordata; Actinopteri; Spariformes; Sparidae. Bases 274 to 2547 code for a protein of 757 amino acids. Gene Ontology annotation, cellular component: endoplasmic reticulum; membrane. Gene Ontology annotation, molecular function: long-chain fatty acid-CoA ligase activity.